GGAAUAAGUCGAUGUACGACUUGUUUCAACCCUACAAUUCGUUGUUUUUACCAGGGCUGGUGACUAGAGACGUAGUACAAGCGACAGGUGAAACUUCUUCCCACAAUUCAGUAAUCUGACACGUCGCCAUAUUUGUUUUGAUGCAGUCAGGGGGAAACGUGUCACCUAGGGCCUAUAGUUGGUGAUUCUUCGUUGCAGAUGUUUGCAUCGUCAAAUACAACAAUGACACGAAAUUCAGGAGCUGUGAAAACCGUUGCCAUAUCUCUUAUAUUGCUAGGGUGGCUGUAUACGAUGUACAAAUAUCAUGGAGUUUCUGAGAAACUUGAAAACUCCAGACAAAUAUGUGACAGGAUACGUAAAGAACAAGAGAAACUAUCAAGCAAGUUACAAGACACACUGACUGAGGCAGAGGACCAUCGCCAAGGAUUUGAAAGAGAAAAGAAAGAAUAUGAUAGCAGACUUAGUUCUCUACAACAGCAGCAUAAAUUGUUGAAGGCCCAGCAUCAGGACCUGGAGUCAGAAUUAACCAAGGUACAGGAUGAGAAAGUAAAAGAUGCUGAAGAUCAUAAGUUACAAGAUGAACAGAGAAACCAGGAAUAUGAACGAUUCAAGCAUGAAAAGGAAUUAGAAAUCUCCAGUCUGAAAGAUGAGCUAGCAAAUUUGAAAAGAGACAAAAGUAACCUUGAAGAAAAAUUAAGUGCUCUGAAUUUGAAGUUGAAGAAUUCACAGCAAAAGUUCGAAGUUCAGCUUCAAGAAGCUCAGCAAAGAGUGCUGCAAUUGCAACAGGCUGUUCAACAGAACCAACAGGCAAACCAACAAAAUGUGGCCAAUCAGGGACUAGGUCAACCAGUUAAUCCAGCCAAUCAGGGACAAGGUCAACCCGUUAAUUCAGCCAAUCAGGGACCAGUUCAACCAGUUAAUUCAGCCAAUCAGGGACUAGGUCAAAAUGUUAAUUUACCCAAUCAGGGAUUUGGAGCAGGCCAUGUGCAACAGAACCAGAAUAUUAAUGAGUAUGGCCGGAACCCUCUUAACAAUCAGAAUCUGCACCCAGAUAACCGAGCGAUGGAUGACACACUAAAGUUUAUAGGCCAACAGGCUUUGGGUCAGCAGCCAGGUGGAAACCAACAGCAGCAGCAAGCCGAAGUCCAUACAAUGAAUGCUGAGGAGAAAGCGAAACUGAUAGAUCAAAACCAACAGCAGCACCAGGUACACCCGCCCAACGUGGAGAACCAGCCUCAGCACGAGAAGGUUCAGGAAAGCACAGGGAGCCCAAUAAACAAGACAGCAUUGGAACACCGCAAAGAUCUGGAGGAACAUCCAAAUAUCCGACCUCCGGAAGUUCAGGGUGCUGAGGAAAUUAAAUAUGGGGAACAUAAAAAAGAGGAGAAGCCAUCUGACAGUGCGAAUGUGAAACCAAAUUUAGCAGAACCUGUUUUACAAGUGGCACCCCCUAACGAAAAUAUUGCCAAAUCAGGAAAUUUGGUUCAGGGUUUAAAUGUUCAGCCACCAGGGGGCGCCGAUGGGAAGAAUAAUGUGGAAUCUCAGAAAGAACAGAUUAUUCUGCCCCCUAAAGUGUGAUUAAGGGAAAUUGUUAUGUUAAUUUGUGAAAUGUGUGAGGGAUGUUAUAAUCUAUAUAUAGUUCAAUUUUUACUUAAUGUUGAAAUUAGAAAUGAAUUGCUUCUAUAUAUGCAGUGCUUUUUGCAUUCAGCCUUGUAUGUACUUAGGCCAGGAAAAAUAUGUUGUAUUAACAUGUACCAGAUACCUGUUUAAUGAAAGACCCACUAUUUUGAAUUAGUCAAAAAUGUUUUCAUUACUGUAUACAAUUUUUGAAAAUGUGGUUUUAUAUACUUAUCAUUUCUCUAUAAUUGCCAUAAAUUACCCCCGAAAAGUGCAACAUUAUAUAAAUUUCAAAACACUAGUUUUGGUCCAAGGACAGAAGACUGUGAAAUGGACCCCAGGUUUUUUUUUUAUUGCUAGCUAAUUAUAGAGUGUUAAAGUGCCUUUUGCAUUUAUCAAGAAAUCAUUUUUAUGCCUGAGAAUGAAAGUUUAGUCAAUACAUGACCAUUCAAUGAAGGGAGGAUUCUUAUCAUGUUUGCUGAAACUUGUCAUUUCUUGUUACAGUAGAACACAGUUACAGUGAAUAUUCUUGAUAAUGAAUUUAUUCUUACAGCGAAGCGAUUUCCAUUCCCUUUGGUUUAAAGACAUAUUAUGACCUUAUUGGAUAUAAUGAAUUACAUCACAUCCCCAGCACUUCACUAAGGGUGAUUUACUGUAUAUAUAGAUAUAAAAUUCCCUAGCAUUGGAACAUUUGAAUUCAAUAUCAAUCCUUUAACUAGAUAAUACAUGAACAUAUUUUCCUAUGCAUUCCAGAUUACAAAAACCCAAACUUCUCUACACUGGAAAUUCAUAAUCUGUAUGACAGAUUUGUUUCAGUGUUUAGCUUCUUUUUCAUGUACUUUUGUGUAUUUAUGAAGAGUUAUUAAGCAACCAAAGCAUGUCUUCCAUAACCCUGUUUAAAAGCAGUUAAAAAAUUUAGAUUUCUCACAUCUUCCCUUCCUUGACAGGGACAUCAAUAUAUCCAUCUUCUUUGUCCUUCUGUUCAGCAGAUCUUCUCUGGCUAUAUCCUAUAUCUGUGGUGUUUUAACUGUGGCUUGUGUUGAAUUUUGUUUGUUUUUUUUUUAAAUCUUCAGCUUAUGUUGAUAUUUGAAUAAUGUUUGACAUUUACUUGGAAUUUAGAUUAUGUUAAUCUCUUAACUUCAGCUUACAUUGAUUUGGGAUUGUGUUCAUCUUUUAAUUCCAGUUCAUGUUAAUUUUGGAUUAUGUUAGUUUAAACUGUAUUUAUUUCAAAGAAACAAGAAUAUGCUUGAAUACAUAUCAUUUGAAUUGUUGAGAGUGGGAAACAAGUGCAUAUGCACUUAUAUUGUUGAUGUUGAUAUUUGAACUCAAGCUCACAUUCAGUUUGUUUUAUGUUGAUCUUUGACCAGAAAUCCUGUGACACACCUUAAUAUGAGCUUGACUUCUACGUCUAAUUAUUGAAUUUUUGGAUGUUUGUUUUUGUUGACUUCAGAACUUUCAUCUAGAGCCGUAUGGUUUGCCAUAUGGAUACAUCACUAUAAGAUGAAAAUACCUAUAACUUUGAGUUAAAGGUCAUACUAUUUAUUUUCAACACACCGUUUUUGUUUAGUAUGCAAGUUUGUGGUAAUUUGACGUUAGAUGCAUGACUGAAAACUGUUGUGUUGUGGGCUUUUACAACUUUUGCGACAAGGUCAAAUUAUUUGGGCAUAUAUCACAGUGAAGCUUUUAUGGACUAUCAUAUAUUUUCAUAUUUUGUUACAGACGUAAGAUACUUGGCAUGUAGAGGCUUCACUAGAAAAUAGUCACAUACCAUGGUGACCUUAUAACAUGACCUUGACCUUUGACACUCAUCAACAAAAGAUAUAGUUCAUCCAUGUGGGGAUUAUAUAUGACAGAGACUUGGUUCUAGUCCACUAAAACAGUUGUCACUAGUGUAGUGUACCAGUACUCUGUUUAAGUAAAUACUUAAGUAGUUACAGUCCACUAAAACAAUUGUCACUAGUGUAGUGUACCAGUACUCUGUAGUUACAGUCCACUGAAACAGUUGUCACUAUUGUUUAAUUAAAUACUUAAGUAGUUACAGUCCACUAAAACAGUUUUCACUAGUUGUUUAAAGAUAUAUUUAAGUAGUUAUAAUCCACUAAAACAGUUUUCACUAAUGUACCGGUACUUUGUUUAAGAGUAUAUUUUUAGUAAAAUAAAUGAACCCUUUAUUCUUGUACACAUUUCUGGUAAAGCACAAUAUGAUAGAAGGGUUUUUUAUUAUGGUGGUUCUGCUGCCUGUAAAAUUCCUGUAGCAGUUUUGAGAUGCUAUUAAAUUUGGCACCUUAAUUUUGUGAUACAGUACAACAUGUACUGAAUAUGAAUCAGAUUUGUGAUGUACAGCUAGUCAUAAUGUGAAGUGAUGAUGUCAUUUUCCAUAAUCACAGUGAUAAAAACACAAUACUGACAAGAAUGUCUGUAUACAGGGAAUAUAUUGAUCAAGGAAAACAAUUUUGCUCCUUGUCAAAUUUGUCUAGAUGCUUUUUAAAACUAGUUCUGCUACUUUAUAGCAGUGAGUAAGAUUUUAUUCAUACAUAUCUGUGAUGCCCAAUUUUAAAUUCAAGAGAAAAAUGGGUGAAAUAAAAAGAGGAAAGAAUUUCCUUAUAAUUUAACCAUAACUAUCACUGCAUAACGUAAAUGUGUCGUUAGUCUGAGAAUGGGUUGUUUAGUCACUUAUGAUAGAUUUCCUUGUUGAUGAAAUCGUUUACUAGUGUGGUGCAUUGCUAAUUUCACUUUGUCAAGUAAGUUGUUUAAACCUGUAUAGAAGUAAAUACAUGUUUAUUUUGUUUCUAUGAAAAUUGACAAGAAAUUUUUUAUUGUUAUUCACUGUCAAACAGUUCAAAUUUACCUCAUAAAAUUACUGGUAUACUGAAAAUACAUGGUGAAGUGUGUGUGAGGUGAUUUCAUAAUUGAUGAUUUCAAUAAGUUUUCUUCAGCAUGUGUCCAGCACUUUUUGUGGUCACUCCAGGUUUGUUGUUUUUUGGUCAGAGUGACAGUCACUGGGUUUUCUAUGUAUCCUUUCACAUACUGUGGAUUCUUUUUAAUUUGCGGGGGCCAAUGUUCAUGGGUAAGCAAAAUUUUGCUGGUUCGUGGGAACGUAAUUUCGUGGGUAAGCGAUAUGAUGUCACUAGGAGAGAUAACUACUUAAUAUAAGAAUGUCCGAGGACACAUAAAUUCAUGGGUAAGAGUGACCCACGAAAUCCACGAACAUCAAUCCCCCACGAACAAUGAGGAUUCCACAGUACUUUACGUUUCCAGUAUGCAUUUUGUUACUCCAGAUUUAGAAAUUUUUCAGUUUACAUUAUUAUUUUCUUCGUAUAACGGUAUUUAAUUGCAAGGUUCUGGCAGCUGUCCAGGAUAAUUCUAGUACACGAAUAUUCAUUGAAGAAGUGUAUAUGAAGUGCAUGAAUAUUCAUUAAAGAAGGGUAUUUGAUGUGUGAAAUAUCUUGUAAAAUUGUUGAGAUUUGGAAAUGUUGUAGUUUGAAAUCAUGAAAAUAAUACCAAUAUUAUACUGUUUCUUGUAAUUUGAUGUUAGAAAUGGUGUACUUUGUGGUCAACUGUUACUGUGAUAGAAACAAUUGGGGUAAUAUUUCUUAGGAAUCAAUUCUUUUCAUGUUACUUAUUUUUAUGAUAUACAUGAUUCAAUUAGGUGUCAAGAUCAGUGAGACUAUAAUAUAUAAUUAUUUACUGAUACUAUGACAAUGAUUCUAGUUUAGAAACCCACUUUCAUUUGAAAAUCACCAAUCUGAAAAGUCAUCGUGAUGACUAAUAUUCACAGGUGAACCAACAUGUAUAUGCCUCAUGUGUGGACAAAAUCAGUCAUUUUCAAUGAUAUAUUCCUGUGAGAAAAGUGGUUCUUGCGAAUCUCGCUUAUAAUAAAGUUGGAUUACAGCAAUUUUUUUUCUCCUAGUCCAUCCAUCCAUCCAUUGAAAUUCAAGUGUUUUAACACACUUCAUCGGAACUAAAUCUGAACUUUUUGUAUAGAAGUGGUGGGUUUAGGUGAUGUAACAUUUUGUGGUAGCUCCUGAUUGGAAAGAAUGCUGACCACCUCGGGGAUUGGGGGUUGGGUUGUUUAGUUGAUGGGUCCCAUUUUAUCUUGAUAGCACCUUCAUUAUAACGUUACAUGUGUACACGCUGUUAUUCAAUCGACAUGUUUUUUUAUGGGGAUUUUCAUUCGGUUAUACUCUUAAUGUAUGUUUUACUUAAUUAUUUGUGUUAGAGUUAUGACAUAAGUAGAUUCUGUAAUAUACUAUGUUUUUGUGUGAAGAUCUAUAAUUAAAACAAAAUAACCAUU
This is a messenger RNA of Ostrea edulis (European flat oyster), 5911 nucleotides long. Its product is annotated as Golgi integral membrane protein 4-like. Lineage: Eukaryota; Metazoa; Mollusca; Bivalvia; Ostreida; Ostreidae. Bases 199 to 1578 code for a protein of 459 amino acids. The record is from RefSeq and is a predicted model, not a curated record. Gene Ontology annotation, cellular component: Golgi membrane; Golgi apparatus. The transcript is spliced from 10 exons.